Macadamia integrifolia is the source of this 2700-nucleotide messenger RNA. RefSeq names its product phosphoenolpyruvate carboxykinase (ATP) 1-like. Gene Ontology annotation, molecular function: ATP binding; phosphoenolpyruvate carboxykinase (ATP) activity. Lineage: Eukaryota; Viridiplantae; Streptophyta; Magnoliopsida; Proteales; Proteaceae. The record is from RefSeq and is a predicted model, not a curated record. Gene Ontology annotation, biological process: gluconeogenesis. Gene Ontology annotation, cellular component: cytosol. The transcript has 13 exons. The coding region runs from base 252 to 2267 and encodes 671 amino acids.
UGUUUUGGCAUUCGUUCUCAUCUCAUCUGUUGUUAGAACAGUAACAGCUUUACGGGGGUAGGAUGGUUGAGUCCUUUAUUUCUCAUUCUUGUGAAAUAUUUUCUUUUUAUUCUGUAUUUAUCUUUUCAUUUCUCCAUAUCCUUGGGAGUUUUCGAUUUCUGGUGAGCUCUCUCUGAAGCUGCGAUGAAGAUUGAUCCUUUUCCUGAUCCUCUGUUUUGUAUUUCCAUGAUAAACCCUGUUGAAUCUGUUGCAUGUGUUCGAGAGAAGAAAUGGCGGGGAACGGAGCAGUGAACGGGAAAGGAAACGGGAACGGGGAAUUCAGCUUCACGAACGGGAAUGGGAUGGCAAAGAUCGAAUCCCAUAGAAAGGGAGAAAAUGGGAUCAGUCACGAUAUCGACAUUGCUAUUCCCGUAAAAGCGCAGACAAUCGACGAACUGCAUUCGUUACAGAAGAAAAAGUCGGCGCCUACUACGCCUAUCAAUGGAGCUCAAGGUGCUUUUGCCCCCAUUUCCGAAGAGGAACGCCAAAAGCUUCAGCUCCAGUCCAUCAGUGCUUCGUUGGCAUCUCAUACGAGGGAAACAGGGCCAAAGGUGGUGAAAGGAGACCCUGCAAAGAAAUCUGAAACUCCAAAGGUUGCUCACGUCGCGCAUCCUCAUUUCACUCCUACCCUCAACAACAGUGAUAGCGCUUUAAAGUUUACCCACGUCCUCUACAACCUCUCUCCCGCCGAGCUAUACGAGCAAGCUAUAAAGUACGAGCAUGGAUCCUUCAUAACGUCAAGCGGUGCCUUGGGUACGUUAUCGGGGGCGAAGACAGGUCGCUCCCCAAGAGAUAAACGCGUUGUGAAGGAUGACACAACAGAAGAACUUUGGUGGGGAAAGGGCUCACCGAACAUUGAAAUGGACGAGCACACCUUCUUGAUUAACAGAGAAAGAGCCGUUGAUUACUUGAACUCGUUGGAUAAGGUGUAUGUGAAUGAUCAGUUCUUGAACUGGGAUCCAGAGCACCGUAUCAAAGUUCGCAUUGUCUCAGCCAGAGCAUACCACUCCUUAUUCAUGCACAACAUGUGUAUUCGACCCACUCCUGAAGACCUGGAGAAUUUCGGCACUCCGGACUUCACCAUUUACAAUGCGGGCCGAUUCCCAUGUAACCGGUACACACACUACAUGACAUCCUCCACUAGCAUAGAUCUAAAUCCGGCUAGGAGGGAAAUGGUCAUCCUUGGCACACAGUAUGCCGGGGAAAUGAAGAAGGGUCUGUUUUGCGUCAUGCACUACGUCAUGCCUAAGCGCCAAAUCCUCUCCUUACACUCUGGCUGCAACAUGGGAAAAGAUGGCGAUGUUGCACUCUUCUUUGGAUUAUCAGGUACGGGAAAAACAACUCUGUCAACCGACAAUAAUAGGUAUUUAAUCGGAGAUGAUGAGCACUGCUGGAGUGAAAAUGGUGUAUCCAAUAUCGAGGGGGGUUGCUAUGCCAAGUGCAUUGAUCUUUCCAGGGAAAAGGAACCUGAUAUCUGGAAUGCUAUCAAGUUUGGGACUGUGCUGGAAAAUGUGGUGUUUGAUGAGCACACAAGAGAGGUGGACUAUUCAGACAAAUCUGUUACAGAGAACACCCGUGCAUCGUACCCAAUUGAGUUCAUCCCCAAUGCAAAGAUACCAUGUGUGGGCCCACACCCAAAGAAUGUCAUUCUUCUCGCAUGUGAUGCAUUUGGUGUGCUCCCACCAGUGAGCAAGUUGAACCUGGCCCAAACCAUGUACCACUUCAUCAGUGGCUACACUGCUCUGGUGGCUGGCACAGAGGAUGGCAUAAAAGAACCACAGGCAACAUUCUCAGCCUGUUUUGGUGCAGCUUUUCUAAUGUUGCAUCCCACCAAGUAUGCAGCCUUGCUGGCUGAGAAGAUGCAGAAGCAUGGAGCUACAGGAUGGCUUGUCAACACUGGCUGGUCUGGUGGAAGAUAUGGCUCAGGUAACCGCAUCAAGUUGUCAUACACUCGGAAGAUUAUCGAUGCCAUUCACUCUGGCAGUCUACUGAAGGCUAGUUACCAAAAGACUGAAGUGUUUGGGUUAGAGAUCCCCACCGAAAUUGAGGGUGUGCCUUCAGAAAUCCUGGAUCCGAUAAACACUUGGUCAGACAAGAAGGCAUAUAAGGACACUCUAUUGAAGCUUGCAGGUCUGUUCAAGAACAACUUUGAGGUGUUUGCGAAUUACAAGAUUGGCAAGGAUAACUCGCUAACAGAGCAGAUCCUUGCAGCUGGUCCUAAUGUUUGAUCUGGGGGAAUAAAAGAUGAACUAAAUUGAAAAUAUUGUAAUGGUUUGGUUGAGUGGGAAAAGAAAAAUAGGUUAUGUAAUAGAAGUGUAGUCCUGGGAACAAUUCGGAAAACAGUCUCUUCGCAAAAAGGGGGUAAGGCUGCAUACAUUAUGACCCUUUCAGACCCUGCAGUGGCAGGAACCUAGUGCAGUGGUUAGGGUUACAGGCGGAUUUGGUUUGAUUACGUUUGUGGCAUAGUUGAUAAUCAUGUACCUAUGGUACAUGUGUAGCUAACCACGAUAGGGGAAAUGUUCUAAUCGUGGUAUAUCAUAUUUCAUUUUGUAUUUAUCUAGUUUCCUUUCUAGGCUUGUAAUUAUACUUAAAAAGAGUGAUUUGUGUCGAGCACAACGAGGUUAUAAAGAGAUUGAGAAAACAACGAAUACAUAUUCUGGA